This is a messenger RNA of Hirsutella rhossiliensis, 1548 nucleotides long. Its product is annotated as cytochrome p450 domain-containing protein. The record is from RefSeq and is a predicted model, not a curated record. Lineage: Eukaryota; Fungi; Ascomycota; Sordariomycetes; Hypocreales; Ophiocordycipitaceae. The transcript has a single exon. Bases 1 to 1548 code for a protein of 515 amino acids. Gene Ontology annotation, molecular function: monooxygenase activity; oxidoreductase activity, acting on paired donors, with incorporation or reduction of molecular oxygen; iron ion binding.
AUGCUCACUACGGCGGCGGCUACAACGCAGGGCUACCUGCUCAGGCCGGGGACCUUGCCCGCCAUGAGCACGGUGAUUCUUGUCCUUGCCUACGUUUGGCUGUUGUAUACCCGUCAUGGACGUCUACGUCAUGUGCCUGGCCCUUGGCUAUCCAAAGUGUCGAGUCUUCAUUUGGCAUUCCAUGACCUUUCUUACUGCCGGAACGAUGAGAUAUUCAAAUGGCAUCGGCUGUACGGCCCCGUUGUCCGUAUUGCCCCGAAUGAGGUCUCGGUGGCUACGCUGGAAGCAACCAAAGAAAUAUACGGUGCCACUCAUCGAUGGGCAAAGAGCAAUUACUUUGACAAUUUCAUGGGAUACAAUAUGCGGUCCGUGUUUGCGACGAAGCCCUACGAGGAACAUCGUGCCAAGCGCAGGCUGACCUCGGUCUUUUACCAAGCCUCCAAUAUCUACAAACUGCCAGAGAUUGAACAGCAUAUCCAAGAACGCUCCCAGGCCGUUCUAGGCCAGAUCCGUCAUGGUCAGGAAGUUGACGUCUAUAGUCUGACAGACUGGUUUGCGCUCGACAACAUCACCUACCUAGUCCUUGGACCUGACCACUGCACACAUUCGGUGGAGCGAGUCUGUCCGGAACGCGACCUCUUCAUGGAGUUGAAGCAUCUACAGUUCGUUGGACCAUUCCGAGUCCGUUACCCAAAGGUCUUUGCACCUCUUUCGCGACUACUUGGAAAGUUGAAUCCGCGCCUGAAAUAUCUAUUGGCAGAUGAAAAGCUCGCAUCCUGGUGUCAACAACGCAUUUCGACAGCAAUAAAUGACCCUCGAUUGUUCAGCUCGCAUUCUCUGCUUCGAUAUCUACUGGAAAAUCAUGAGGUUCGCGAGGCAAUGCAACCACUUGACCGCCAAUACAUCGCGGCUGAGGUUCUCGACAAUAUUAAUGCUGCCGAAGCCACUGUCGCAGUGACGGCUACAUAUUUGAUCUGGAGAUUGACAGAGGCACCGCAGUGGCAGCGGAGAAUACGCAAAGAGUUGGCUCUCUUGCCGGUGCAGGUGGAUGGCUCUAUAUCCUUCUCCGACAUCGACAGCCGGGUUCCAUCACUGGAGGCUUGCCUACGUGAAGUCUACCGCCUGCACCCAGCUUCCAGUGGACGAGCCGAGCGCAUUGUUCCCGAGGGAGGGCACACCUUUUUGGGGCUUUAUCUCCCAGAAGGCACCAUAGUCACGGCAUCUGUUGUAGCUCUACACCGGGACGAGAAAAUCUUUCCAGAUUCCGAACGCUUUGCUCCCGAGAGAUGGCUUGAGACUGACGAGACGACACUCAAGGUCUGUGAGCCCCAGCUCAUCCCGUUUGGAUACGGGGGGAGGAUCUGCUUGGGGAAAGCGCUUGCCACGAUGGAAAUCAAACUGCUCAUUGCCCAGCUUUAUGAAAAGUACGAGACGGCCAUGACUGCAUCAUCGACGGCAGAGUCGAUGAGGCAGUGCAGCACACAUGACGCGGUACCGAAGGAUUUGGAGUGUGUUGUUCGAUUUCAGAACGUUGAGGAGCAGAUUUAG